GGUGAGAGGUCACGGCUGCGUCCCCGGAAGCGGCGGGAGGCGGCGGAGGAGGCGGGUGCCCGGGUGUCCGGGGAGCGGCCCCGGCAGCGGCCCCGGCAGCGGCCUCCCCUGCACCCUCCCCUGCACCCGCCCGUGCCCGUCGCCCCGGCAGGGCAGGAGGAUGGUGCAGAGCCCGCCCGCACGGCAGCCCCGCCGCCUCUGAGCUCCGCCGCUGCCUCCGGGCCUGCCCCUGCCCGGCCCGGCGGCUCUUCCCCCGCCUCGGGCGCCGGUGAACAAUCAGAAUAAUGUUCAACAUAAACUUGUUGGAGAACCUGAAGGUUUACAUCAGCAGUCGACCUCCCCUGGUGGUCUUUAUGAUCAGUGUGAGUGCUAUGGCAAUAGCUUUUCUGACACUGGGCUAUUUCUUCAAAAUCAAGGAGAUCAAGUCACCAGAAAUGACAGAGGACUGGAACACCUUCCUCCUGCGGUUCAAUGAUUUGGACUUCUGUAUAUCUGAGAAUGAAACCUUAAAGCAUCUCAUCAAUGACACCACGACUCCAGAAAGCACCGUGACUAGUGGACAGGCAAGAUCUUCCACCCAGUCUCCACAGACUCUGGAGGACUCUGGUCCAAUAAACAUCUCUGUUACCAUCACCUUGACGCUGGACCCGCUCCGACCGUUUGGCGGGUAUUCCCGCAAUGUCACACAUUUAAGUUCCACAAUUUUUGGCCACCAAAUUGGACUCUCAGGCAGAGAAUCCCAUGAGGAGAUAAAUAUUACAUUCACCCUGCCAGCUGCCUGGAACUCGGAUGACUGCGUUCUGCACGGCCACUGCGAGCAGGUCGUGUUCACAACCUGCAUGACAGUGACAGCAGCCAGCAAUGUGUUCCCUGUCACAGUCCAGCCACCCCAUUGUGUCCCUGAAACAUACAGCAAUGCUACACUCUGGUACAAGAUCUUCACCACAGCAAGGGACUCAAACACCAAAUAUGCACAAGAUUAUAACCCUUUCUGGUGUUACAAAGGAGCAAUAGGAAAAGUGUACCAUGCUUUAAACCCCAAGCUAACUGUUAUAGUUCCAGAUGAUGAUCGCUCUCUAAUAAACCUGCAUCUCAUGCACACCAGUUACUUCCUUUUUGUGAUGGUGAUUACCAUGUUCUGCUAUGCAGUUAUUAAAGGCAGACCAAGCAAACUGAGACAAAGCAAUACAGAAUUCUGCUCUGAAAAGGUUGCUUUGUCAGAAGCAUAAUCCAUCCUCUCCUUUUUCUGAGAAUGACUGAGAACCGUAAUCAUUGCCUGCUGAACCCAGAACGGGUCUUAACACUCUGUGAAUACAUUAUCUUGCAAUGUUGGUUUAUUCCAACCAAAGACAUUUCAAGUGCCUGUAAUUGAUUUGUACAUAUUUAUAAAGGUAUAUUCCAGAUAGGUCAGAGGAUGCAGCCGGUCUGUGGCGCGGCCCGAAUCCUUCAUCUUUACCUGUGGAGCUGGCAGAAUGUUUGUGUAGAUAUCUUUAGUGAUAUGGCUGCUUAUAGGCAGAGCAAGAUAUUUUUGUCUAGCUGCAUCUGGGCAGGUUAAGAUGCCUUUGCAAAUGUCUCAAAACAAACCAACAGAACUUUGUUUUUUGCCCAAUGAUAUGUACAGUGUGUUUGAACAGUAUGCACCUUUGAUAUAAUACUGCAUUUCCAAAGCCACCAAUCUACUACAUGAAUUAAAUGUGUGUUUGUGUGGCCUAAUACUUUCUUCCAUUUGCUUCUUGCUUGCAAGAAAAGAUAUCAACGUUUUAGAUUAUUUUUUUUUUAAAGAAAUACAUAUUCACAUUUUAAUAGUGCUGUAUUUAGGACAAACUUGUGCUUUUAUUAAUAGGAAAAAAAUUAAGAAGUGAAGUUCCAUUUAAAAACGUUUCUGAUUAAAAAGAAAUAAGUUUGAUUAUUUUUUUUUUAAUUUAUUUUUUUUAUUAUUUGGCUUGCUGAAUGCCAGAAAAUCAGUCAGCAUGGAGACCAUCUGGGAAGCUUUCCACUUGGCCUUCCAUCCACAGCCCUCAAACCAGGACUGUGAGUCUCUGCUGCAGAGCAGCUUUCUGUCAACUUUUUUUUUUUUUUUCUAGCAAGUGAAACUUAAUAAAAAGAUGUAUUGUAUGAACAGUCUGUUGGGGCUCUGCACAGCCUUGGGCAGGUGCAAAUUAUGAAAGGAGAAGAAAUCCCAUAGUCUGUUACAGAGCUUCACUCUGGGACUCUCCAUCCAUCUCUGAAGGGCAGCUGGAAAUGACUCCUGGAUAAGCUUUGCCCCGUUUCCAUGUAAUGCUCUGCUCAGGGGAGCAUGACAAGGAGAGAACUAGGGCUGCUGUGAUUAAGGUCAAAGAAGCCACACAGUAAAACACACACUGUUCUCUGUGUCCACUCUUAAAUGAGAGGUUGGAUUCUGUGCAUUUCUCCCUCUCCAGUUCUGUCUUCUGUUUCUUUCUGGCUUCUUACUGCAGAGGGUCCUGCAUUGUCAGGAGUCAGGCUUUGCCUGCAGACAUCUCCACCACUUCUUUUAAAAUCUCACUGAUUGCCUUAAUUGACCUUUCAUCUUGUCUUUCAGCUUUCUUGUUGGGUAGCAUACCUGCACAUCUGCAUAGGUACACAUUUGCUAUUUCCCCUCCUCCUUUCACUCUAAACUGCACAAAAGAAGAAACUCAACAUCUCAGAGUCAGUUUUGCUGGCAUAAGAUUCCUCAUUUGUUGCCUAUGGACAGUGUUGAAUGGUACCUGUUGGUCUGUAUGGACAGGACUUCAGUUAAGUUCAUGAGUCUUUGAAGCAAAACAGGCUCCCUUUUCUUCAGAACAUGUUUCCUUUAUAGAAUUUAAGUUACUUAAGGGGUAUUAACUAAAGUGUUUUUCUCCAGGGAGGUUAAGGCAGAGCUUUAGAGAUAGCCUAGUUAGAAGUCUAGGAAUAAAAUGAAGCUUCCAGUUUUCUCCUGAUGCUGCUUUGGGCUCAUAGAGCUUCACUGGAAUGAAUCAGUGAAGUCAAAACAGGUAGAGGCUUCUCAUGGAAACUGCCUGAGCUGUGCCUGCUUCUUCCCAGCCUCUGCACUGACACCCACUGCCAGUUGCCUACGAGGGUGGCUUGAACCUGGGGACCAGAGGCAGGAAUAAGAAGCAGACUGGAUUGGUGUUGCAAAUUCUGGAAACAGCUAGAGAACACCCAACAUAACACAGCUCCUUUAAAAAAGCAAAGCCUUGUCCUUUCUGUUUCAGCCAAUAAAAAACCCAAACUCCAAAGGUUCUAACUGGAAUUUGGUCUGCUGGGGAAAACAGAUUUAUUUUUUUAUAGAUAUAUUUGGUAAUUAGAGGAGCCUUCUCUGCAGUUUAUCACCCACUGUAUUGAAGUACCUAGAAAUACCAGGAUUGCAGCCCACAGACACAAAAGUCAGAAUGUUAGAGUGGUAUAUUUUGGCCUUAGUUGGUCCCUUAGCAGCCCUGUACUGCAGCAGAGAGGCAAGGCUGUCCGGGUUGAAGUGCUGGAAUACUGAGGAAUAUUGGAUUGUUCCAAGGUGUGAUGUGCAACAGUUAAAUGCAGCCAAACAGAAGAGCAAAAACUUAAUAUUAAAGUUCAGAUCAUAUUGAUCUUUCCUUUUUUGUUUUCUUUUUCUUUUUAACUAUGACUUGAAUCAGUUUUGAUUCUAUUUGUACGUGUUUUCUUGUUCUUAGAAAGCUGCCAUUUUCUUUUGCAUUUUUCUUUGGCAUUACAUAGAAAAUCUGAGCCUUGGUUUUCAACCCUCUGCAGGUGAUUGUAGGGCUAAGAUGGCUUUUUUGUUUUGUUCUUACAUUUCACUUAUCUUGUUGCAUGAUGGUUAAUAGCUGAUUUGGAAAUGACAUUUUUCUCCUAGAUUAAUUUUGUGUUUGUAAGAUGUGCAUAUUGCUUUGCAGAAUAAAAAUGAUGAAGUUUA
Messenger RNA from Apus apus (common swift), 3907 nucleotides. RefSeq names its product transmembrane protein 248 (gene TMEM248). The record is from RefSeq and is a predicted model, not a curated record. NCBI's taxonomy places the organism in Eukaryota, Metazoa, Chordata, Aves, Apodiformes, Apodidae. The transcript is spliced from 7 exons. The coding region runs from base 285 to 1229 and encodes 314 amino acids.